Molecule: messenger RNA, 3646 nt
Organism: Anoplopoma fimbria (sablefish)
Lineage: Eukaryota; Metazoa; Chordata; Actinopteri; Perciformes; Anoplopomatidae
Gene: ddx42
Product: DEAD (Asp-Glu-Ala-Asp) box helicase 42
Exons: 18
Coding region: 113-2932 (939 amino acids)
Molecular function (GO): ATP binding; nucleic acid binding; RNA helicase activity
Source: RefSeq, a predicted model, not a curated record
UCGUCGCGCACUGACUGACGUAGACGGACUCUUGGCGCGCACUGAUGACGUAGGCGCCUCUUGGUCUUCUGAAAACAUUGAAGGUUCUACUGGCACAAGUAGCAGCACAGCCAUGAACUGGAACAAAGGUGGUCCAGGUGUGAAGCGAGGGUUUGGAUUUGGAGGAUUUUCCCUUGCAGGGAAAAAAGAAGAACCUAGUGUUCCUCCGAACCCAAACACAUCAUUUGGAGCCCCUGGAUCAAGUGGAUAUGGGAAGGGCCAGCAGCUCCCAUCUUUCUACAAAAUAGGGACAAAAAGAGCCAAUUUUGAUGAGGAAAAUGCGUAUUUUGAGGAUGAUGAAGAGGAGUCCAGCAGCAAUGUUGAUCUGCCGUACAUCCCAGCUGAGAACUCGCCCACACGGCAGCAGAUGCAGUCUGGUGGUGGGUCAGACAGUGAAGAUGACCCACUGGACGCCUUCAUGGCAGAGGUUGAGAGCCAAGCAGCUAAAGACAUGAGGAAACUAGAGGAAAAGGAAAAGGAGAAAAAGUCAGCCAAGGGUAUUCGUGAUGACAUUGAAGAAGAAGAUGAACAAGAAGCCUACUUCCGCUACAUGGCAGAGAAUCCCACAGCCGGGAUGACCCUAGAGGAGGAGGAUGAAAAUAUUGACUAUGACAGUGACGGGAACCCAAUCGCACCCGCCGCCAAGAAAAUCAUCUUGCCGCUUCCCCCCAUUGACCAUUCUGAGAUUGAUUACCCACCCUUUGAGAAAAACUUUUACAAUGAGCAUGAAGAGCUCAGCAGCCUGAAUGGAACUCAAGUGUUGGAGUUAAGGCACAAAUUGAAUUUACGGGUAUCUGGUGCCGCCCCUCCAAAACCUUCUACUAGCUUUGCCCACUUCAACUUUGAUGAGCAGUUAAUGCACCAAAUCCGCAAGUCCGAGUACACUCAGCCCACACCGAUUCAGUGCCAGGGUGUGCCCAUAGCUCUGUCUGGACGUGACAUGAUUGGUAUUGCAAAAACUGGAAGUGGAAAAACUGCAGCUUUUAUCUGGCCCAUGCUGGUUCACAUCAUGGACCAAAAGGAACUGGAGCCAGGAGAGGGGCCGAUCGCCAUCAUUGUGUGUCCCACCAGAGAGCUUUGUCAGCAGAUCCAUGCAGAAUGUAAGCGUUUUGGGAAAGCUUACUCUUUGCGUUCUGUGGCAGUUUAUGGAGGAGGCAGCAUGUGGGAGCAGGCCAAAGCUCUGCAGGAGGGAGCAGAGAUUGUGGUGUGCACUCCGGGUCGCCUGAUUGACCAUGUGAAGAAGAAGGCCACGUCCCUUCAGAGAGUGUCAUACCUGGUGUUUGAUGAGGCGGAUCGCAUGUUUGAUAUGGGUUUCGAAUAUCAGGUUAGAUCUGUUGCUAGCCAUGUCCGCCCAGACAGACAGACGCUUCUGUUUAGUGCUACUUUCCGAAAGAAGAUAGAAAGGCUUGCCAGAGACAUCUUGGUCGACCCUAUCCGUGUGGUGCAGGGAGACAUCGGAGAGGCCAAUGAGGAUGUCACCCAGAUUGUGGAGAUGCUGCACAGCGCGACAGAUAAAUGGAGCUGGCUUACCCGGCGGCUGGUGGAGUUCACCUCCUCCGGAUCAGUCCUCAUCUUUGUCACUAAGAAGUCAAACUGUGAGGAACUGGCUACUAACCUGACCCAGGAGGGCUACAGCCUGGGCCUCCUGCACGGAGACAUGGACCAGAGUGAGAGGAACAAGGUCAUCAGCGACUUCAAGAAGAAGAAUUUGCCUGUUCUGGUGGCCACUGAUGUAGCUGCUCGUGGUCUGGACAUCCCAUCCAUUCGCACAGUGGUAAACUACGAUGUGGCACGAGACAUCGACACGCACACACACAGGAUUGGUCGAACUGGUCGCGCUGGAGAGAAGGGCGUGGCUUACACUCUCCUCACCAACAAAGACACCACGUUCGCUGGUGACCUCGUUCGAAAUCUAGAGGGAGCCAAUCAAGCCGUUUCCAAAGAACUGAUGGAUUUAGCCAUGCAGAAUCCCUGGUUCAGGAAAUCCAGAUUCAAGAGUGGGAAAGGAAAGAAGCUGAAUAUUGGCGGAGGUGGUCUUGGUUACAGAGAGAGACCCGGCCUGGGGGCUGAAAGUUCUGAACGCAGCGGCAACUUUUUGUCUUCCACUAGUAGCUUUGAAGGCUACAGCAAACCAACCAGUGGGGCAAUGGGAGAUCGCAUGUCUGCUAUGAAACAAGCCUUCCAGGCUCAGUAUAAGAGCCACUUUGUAGCUGCGUCCAGCGGCCCUCCGAAGCUCACCACUAAGUCCAACAGCUCGUCAUGCUGGACUAGUGCCGGCAGCUUGAGCUCUGUGCCGACCGAGUCCGCCAAUGGCCCAGAGCGGUCCCAGAGCGCCACCUUGUCCAUGUCCAUGCCCAUGCCUGGCUUCACCAGCGCUGGCUCCCUGAGCUCCGUGCCCACCAGUCAAACCAGUUCACAGCACAGCUUCCCUCCUCCCGCACCUCCCCCACAGAGAGACAUCCCUCGGGAAAGGCACGGGGAGGACCGGGGGCGCCAAGACAGUUACCGCCACAGCGACAGGGGCGAUCGACACGGGGGAGAGGAUCGCUACGGAGACCGGGAGCGCCACGGAGACCGAGAUCGCGACCGCCACGGGGACCGGGAGCGCCACAGCAGCAGCCGCAAUAGCGAAGGUCGUAAUGGAGAGGGAAGCAGGAGGGACAGAGAGGAUCGUAGGAGUGAGAGGGACGGGGGUGAGGGGAGGGACAGAGAAGAUCGUAGGGUUGAAAGGGACGGGGGAGACAGGGGGAGUGCAGAGGGAAGGGAGAGAGAAGAUCGGAGGAGUGAGAGGGACGGGGGAGACAGGGGGAGUGUAGAGGGGAGGGAUAGAGGAGAUGAUAGCUUUGCUGUCCCCGAACCACCAAAGCGUAGAAAGAGUCGGUGGGACAACUAAAGAAACAAAAAAAUAAACACAUCAAUAGAAUAAUAUGUUGAAAUAACUGCUCCAUGGUGAGCUUGUCUGUUGGGUAGGCAGAUAGCAGAGCAUAUCAGAGGCUGACACAAGCACAGGACCAUAAGGGGGGAUUUUGUGGACUUUGAAUAAAAGUGUACGGUGAGGUUGGAAAGGGACCUCAUGAUUUGGUCAGAGCUCAAAGGAGCAGUGCAGCUCAGAGACAGUCACUGUACAUUUAUCAUCAAGACUGUUGUUGUUAUUCAGUAGGAUUAAACAAUAGAGUGGUAAUGAAUCCUGCUGUCGAUAAACAAUUCAGAACUAGGAUUAUGUUGGUUAUCGCCUUGCUUCAUCUCACUGAGCUCCUAAAAUGCUUUUGUGCUUGUAAACCUGAGGGUUCAUUUUUUUUCCUAAUUCUUUGCCAAGAGUGUUUUGUGUGUUUUGCAUUUUGUCAAUGUACAAAGAUAACUCUUAAAAUUGUUUCAUUUUUCAAAAGCGCUCUGUGAUGAUUCAGACACACACACACACACGUAUGUUUAAACUAUGUAGCUCUUUUUGUGUCUUGUAUUCGAGUUCUAGUGAAGUGCCUUUUAUUUGGCAUUUAGUCUGUCUUUGCUUUUGAAAUGUUUUUCAAGAAAGAAAUUUGUUUGUAUGAGAGGAAUUUGAAGUGUUCAUUCACACAUGGAACAUGAGGUUUUGAAUAAAAAGACACCUUUG